This is a messenger RNA of Hyposmocoma kahamanoa, 734 nucleotides long. RefSeq lists its product as uncharacterized. The transcript is spliced from 3 exons. Lineage: Eukaryota; Metazoa; Arthropoda; Insecta; Lepidoptera; Cosmopterigidae. The record is from RefSeq and is a predicted model, not a curated record. Bases 116 to 499 code for a protein of 127 amino acids.
UGACUUGUGUCAUUAUGUCACUCGUAAAUGGUUAAAAUUCUUGAUAAAAAUUCAUUAUUAUUUAAAAUUUACUUGUUUCUUUAUUACCGGAAGAGCUAAACCACUAAUCUCGAAGAUGGGUCGAGUGGGUGGUAUAAAAUGGGACAGAACCUACACAAUUCGACCGGUGCAUAACAUUGCCUCCUCCGAUUUCUCGAAGUAUAACCCUCAGCCCUGGAAAUUUAUGGAGGGUCCACCGCGCAUAGAUUUUCUGUUGUCGUAUGAGUAUCAAAGAAUAUGGAUAGAAGAACGAGAUCUGUGGCAAAAAAGGAUGUACCCUGAAACAACGACGGCUAAAGUGGAUGUUAUUACCAAAUACAUCUUGUCGUUCAAAAAUGCUCCACCUAAACCUAAAAAAGUGACAAAGGAACCGUUUAUAAUGAAAAAAUUCCAGAACAUAAAAGCCAGAACUUCGAACAAACGUCCAUCCGACGACAAAGCGAUGAAAAAACCUUCGUAACAACGUAACAUGAUAUUUGUUCAUCUCAUCGUGUUCACAUUACUGUCAUGUGAAGUAUUAAAACUAGAACACAACACUUUGAAGGUAGUUUUGAGGGUUUAUGGAUUCGUAUACUCUGUAAAAAUAUGGCUGUAUCUAGAAUAAACCGACUAUCACACUCAUAAAAUUACAUUUAAUUUAAUAUUUUCGUGUGAGUGGAUGAUUUUUAAGUCAUGUGGAACGAGUAUAGAUUUUA